CUAAUUACAUUCUGCUCACAUAAUUAAUCUCUCAGAAAGUCAAUAAUAGAAUUUUACCGUCAUGGGUUCAUUGUCUUCAGCUGAAUAUGACUUGUCAUUUAAGAUAUUGUUGAUUGGUGAUUCUGGUGUCGGUAAAAGUAGUCUUCUCCUAAGCUUUGUUUCAAAUUCUCUCGAGGACAUGUCUCCUACUAUAGGAGUUGACUUCAAAAUCAAGCAACUUACAGUUGGUGGAAAGAGAUUAAAGCUUACAAUUUGGGACACGGCGGGACAGGAGCGAUUCAGGACACUGACAAGCUCUUAUUACCGAGGAGCACAAGGCAUUAUACUUGCUUAUGAUGUUACAAGGAGAGAUACAUUCACAAGCUUGUCAGACAUAUGGGCUAAGGAAGUCGAGCGUUACUCCACUAAUCAAGAUUGUGUGAAGAUGCUGAUUGGAAAUAAAGUUGACAAAGACUCUGAAAGAUUUGUAAGCAAGGAAGAAGGCACUGCUCUAGCAAAAGAACUUGGAUGUUUAUUUCUUGAGUGCAGCGCUAGAACUCUAGAAAAUGUACACCAAUGUUUUGAAGAGCUUGCAUUGAAGAUUAUGGAGGUUCCUAGUCUUGUUGAAGAAGGGUCUGCAAUACUAAAGAAAAAUAUACUUGUGCCAAAACCAGAAGACCAACCAAUGCCAAACGACAGUUGUUGCUCAUAGAAGAUGCUUUCUAGUCUCCUAGAGACGGUGAACAAUUUAAACAAUGUAUUGCUAACCAAUUUCAUGUAGCAAGCUUACGAUAUGAUCCUGAUUCCUGAAUGCAUAUGUGAAUCAGUGGGCUCUAUAUAUUUCCCUUUGUAUUAAAAUAAUUAUUGAACUUAAUUCUUUCCUUCC
Messenger RNA from Erigeron canadensis, 865 nucleotides. RefSeq names its product ras-related protein RABC2a-like. The record is from RefSeq and is a predicted model, not a curated record. The coding region runs from base 62 to 691 and encodes 209 amino acids. Gene Ontology annotation, molecular function: GTP binding; GTPase activity. Lineage: Eukaryota; Viridiplantae; Streptophyta; Magnoliopsida; Asterales; Asteraceae. The transcript is spliced from 6 exons.